UUAUCCGUUGUACCGCAGUUUUUCGCCAUGCCUGAGUUUGCCAAGUCCACUCCUGCCCCGAAGAAGGGUUCCAAGAAGGCGGUGACCAAGGCCCAGAAAAAAGAUGGUAAGAAGCGCAAGCGCAGCCGCAAGGAAAGUUACUCGGUGUACGUGUACAAGGUGCUGAAGCAGGUCCACCCGGACACCGGUAUCUCGUCUAAAGCCAUGGGCAUCAUGAAUUCGUUCGUUAACGACAUUUUCGAGCGCAUCGCGGGCGAGGCGUCGCGCUUGGCGCAUUACAACAAGCGCUCGACCAUCACCUCCAGGGAGAUCCAGACGGCCGUGCGCCUGCUGCUGCCCGGAGAGCUGGCCAAGCACGCCGUGUCUGAGGGCACCAAGGCUGUCACCAAGUACACCAGCUCCAAGUGAGUCACUGAUUGCAGAGCGAUUGAUCAGACUUUCUCACACCCAAUGGCUCUUUUCAGAGCCACCUACACUUUCCGAAAAAGAGCUUGUCCGUUGUU
Orcinus orca (killer whale) is the source of this 503-nucleotide messenger RNA. Its product is annotated as histone H2B type 1-L-like. The transcript has a single exon. Gene Ontology annotation, molecular function: structural constituent of chromatin; protein heterodimerization activity; DNA binding. NCBI's taxonomy places the organism in Eukaryota, Metazoa, Chordata, Mammalia, Artiodactyla, Delphinidae. Gene Ontology annotation, cellular component: nucleosome. The record is from RefSeq and is a predicted model, not a curated record. The coding region runs from base 28 to 408 and encodes 126 amino acids.